CACAGCCGAUCUCGUGCACAGCCGAUCUCCGCCGACAAAGCCGGCUGCCGACCGCCAUGCGGCUGCUGCAGCUCUCUACUCAUGGCGCUCACGCUCUGCAGAGCGCGCUAAUCGCCGCGGCGCUCGCCGCAUCCAUCUCUAGGGCGGCCAUCGAGCCGGCCCUUGCCAUUGGGCCCAAUGACAUGAACAUCGGCCUGAGUGUCAAGGCCUACGAAGAGUGCGACUGCCCGCCAGAGCUGGCGCAAGGCCGGGCGGGCGGGGCGCUGGGCGCGGGGGCCGGCGGCUCUGGCAUUGCCCAGAAGUGCGUGCGGGUCAGCGCUCAGGUAGACAACCCCCGGAAGGAGGCUGUCGAGGACGCGGGCGUCUUUGGUGUGGUCACCGAGACGACGACGGGCAUGUCGGUCCUCGGCAACGGCCAGGACGGCAAGAACGACGCGGGGCAGUUUGCGAUGAUCCCCAAGGUGCCUCCUGGCAAGUCGGACGUGGAGUUCGUAUUCGUCUCGCAGCAGGCGGACGACUGCGUGCCGAGCAAAAAGAAGGUGGACGGCAAGCUGGUCAUAACCACGUGCCCGGUGCAGGGCUCGAGGCCGCUGGUCGGCCUCUCGUUCGACAAGAUGAAGGCCAUCGCCUACCCGGGCGGAGAUCGCUACAAGCUCUACGACGAGUGUGAGCAGAACGAGUUCGCCGAAGGGUGUUGACGCCACAGGUGACCGCACUCUUCCGCACGUGUCGUCGCCCGCCUAGUGUCGCCCAAAGCCGAGAGCGUAUAGGAGAGGAGCUCCGGAGCGUGUGGAGAAGCGGAUAUUCUGCACGCAUGCCGGUUCGAUCUAUACACCAUGUGCCGUGUCAACCGGCUCAACCGCCACCCCCCUCGCCCGGAGUGAUUCUCUAUAACAUACAUGUAAACGUUC
This is a messenger RNA of Emiliania huxleyi CCMP1516, 911 nucleotides long. RefSeq lists its product as hypothetical. Lineage: Eukaryota; Haptophyta; Isochrysidales; Noelaerhabdaceae. The transcript is spliced from 2 exons. The record is from RefSeq and is a predicted model, not a curated record. The coding region runs from base 57 to 698 and encodes 213 amino acids.